This is a messenger RNA of Dendronephthya gigantea, 1114 nucleotides long. Its product is annotated as probable G-protein coupled receptor No9. Gene Ontology annotation, biological process: G protein-coupled receptor signaling pathway. Gene Ontology annotation, molecular function: G protein-coupled receptor activity. The transcript has a single exon. Gene Ontology annotation, cellular component: membrane. NCBI's taxonomy places the organism in Eukaryota, Metazoa, Cnidaria, Anthozoa, Malacalcyonacea, Nephtheidae. Bases 119 to 1066 code for a protein of 315 amino acids. The record is from RefSeq and is a predicted model, not a curated record.
ACUUGACCGAGUUGUUUCUAAACAGCUGUUCGGUUGUAUAAUGAAUACUACAUUUCUUCGCCUUUUGCUAUCAGUUGCUCACAAUAAUGAGCACUCACGAUAAUAAAUGCACUGAAAAAUGACGAACACAACGAAAUCAGAAGUUAUUCCGCUCACAAGAACUUAUCUAAUUGCGCUAAUCGUGCUUAAAAGCUUUUGUUUGAUAUGUGGCGUACUCGGAAACUUUGGUGUCAUGAUGUACAACCUCUACACGAAAAACGAUAAAACGCCUACGGGUUAUCUUGUGGCUAACUUGGCUUGCGCAGACCUUCUAACUUGCUUGACUGUUUAUCCGACAUGGAUUGCGGAGUUUGGUAUGAUACUUGCAGGAGAACAAAGCGAUCAGACUUUCUUUUGUAAAUUUAGCUACACGAUUGCACGCCAGUUCAUAUGCGUGUCCACGUUAACGCUACUGGCGAUUACAGUCGAUCGCUACAUUUAUAUAUCAUCACCUCUCAGAUACCCAUUGAUCAUGACAUGGCGGAAAACUUACGUCAUUCUUCUAAGUAUUUGGAUAUGCGCUUCGCUUUAUUCUCCCAUAGUAGCGAUCUACAUAGAACCGGGAAACGUAAGGACCAUGUGUUUGGAACCUAUUGCUGUCGCCCUGAUUGCAUCCAUCAUCUACAUCGUCGUACCUAUGGGUGUAAUAUUUUAUUGCAAUUGCAAGAUUUUCCGACUGGCGAGAGGACAAAUUCGAAGGAUGCACGCAAGCCGUGUUGAUUCUAAUCAUGAUACACCAAGUGCGUCGUCAUUUACUUCAGAGAUGAAAGCGAUCAAAACAUUUGUCAUUGUAAUCGGUGUCUUCUUACUUUGUUGUGUUCCGUACGCGAUUCUUUUGUUGGUAAAGUCUUGUGAUUGCGUCCCUGAUGUUGCCAUCGUUUUGCUUGGCGAUCUCGUGUUAGCGAACUCCAUUAUGAAUCCAAUCAUUUACGGCAUGAGGCAACAGGAAUAUAAAAAUUUUUAUCGCCAAUUUUUUUUUGUCAUUCGCAGUCGACUAAUAUGGGUUUUUAGAGGCGGAAUAGCAUGAAUAUAACUAUAAUUAAAAUCGUUCUACACAUAGAACUUGUUAAAUUCU